CGGCGUUUUCUUUUUCUUCCACUCAUGAUCAGUCUGCAACAACCUCCGGCUUCCUUAUUUCAAGAUGUCCAGGAUUACAUCUGACUAGGCCACCGGGAAGUUAAUGGUCUCUAAACAACUGUGCCGGUCCCUCACUGCGUAAACCGUUACCAUGUUCAUAUCGGCCGAACAACAUCUUAAUGUGAACAUCUCACAUUACAGUUCGCAUAAUUUUCGUUGGUGGCUCAAAUCUCUCAUCCUCGGACGACCGUGGAAGGCAGUGCUCCCGAGCUGUAUACAUUCGGAAUCUCCCAGUGAGAGUAUUUUUUUCGUCGCCCAGCCCUCUUCCGACUCCAGCAGCCCUCCCACACUUCCAGCUUCAAGCAGGAACAAAGAAUCUGCUUUAUGACCGAUUUCUUGUCUUCUCAUAUACAUACGCUUGGCCUACUGGAUCAGCUGUUUUCCUGGACGUCACUGCUGCGACAUUACUAUUUCCCGGACAAUCCUGGAGCGCUUCUCGUAACCUUAUCUUCCCCGACCGAAGUAUCAACAUGGGGCUUCGACAGGACCGGCUGCCUGGCAUGGUUAAGCUGACUUAUUUUUCAUCACUGCCUUCCAGCAUCGCGUCGCCUUACGCUGUUUUGAUAUCGCAGGAAGAGACUUGCCACCCAUCAUUUCCCGCGACAAGCGUCUAGCCCUCAUGCAUGUCAAAGGCUACAGGACGAUAUUCCCACAAUACAAUGCACCUGAUGUUCUCAAAAAUCUAUAAAAUUCGAAAGCGCCCACCCCCUUCGUAUCGCUCUCUUCUCUCACCCUCGCACGAACUCCAACCUCUUCACCAAGCUUUUCGAGAGUCAGCCCGAUGUGGAGCAGCAUACCUAUCCUUUCAUGCCCGGGUACAUGUGGGGACCAGAUCGGCGACUCGGGUAUAAGACGAAAGAGGUUCAGGACAUGUACGCGACUCUAAAGGGUCAUUAUGACGGACUAUCCGCUCAGAAGAGUCUCGACGGCUUGGAACGAGCGUUUGGAGAAACAGAGGCUCGGGGCAAGAUACCUCUGACCAAAGAACAUAUAUGCUUCAUGAUCCACCCUAAGGUCGUUGCUAAGGAACUGGCCGAGUACUCAUACCCGGAAUACCCUCUCUCGCCGCUUGUUGACCAUGAGCUCGACAUCAAAUCCUCCUCAACUUCAAACGGUGAAAGUCCCACAGCGGUACCCAGAAACCCCACGUUCGUGCCGGAUCGGUUCAUGAAUACCCUCACACCUAUAUUCAUCAUCCGUAAUCCUGCUCGUAUGAUUCCAUCAUGGUAUAAGAACAUAUCCGAACACUUCGGUGGGACGACGAAGGACAGCGAAUGGCCCUUUACUGCAUCCUUCCGAUGGUGUCGUAUUGUCUUUGACUACUACGAAGAAUAUUUCAAGGCCCACCCGAGAGCUGGGUUUCCGAAUCUUCCGCUUGUCGUUGAUGGAGACGACCUUAUCCUUCAUACGACGGAUAUCAUGGAACAGACGUGUGAUCUCAUUCAUUUGGACUCGAGUGCGGUCAAGUAUACGUGGGAGACUGGAGAUCCGUACAGCUCCUGGCCUGCUGCUGCUGCUCCCGAGGACAUGAAGACUCCAGCCGUGCGUAAUGUUAUAGAGUCUUUUGGUGGUAACAUUGCUCGGUCUACCGGUGUGGUCAGAGAUGACAAGGUGAGAUUCCUUUGGGGGUUCUUCUUCUCUUCUGAUACUCCGCGCAACGCUUGUACAGAAAUACGCUAAGCCUCUUGUACUUGAGGAAGAAGCGAAGAAAUGGGAGGAGUCCUGGGGCAAGGAUGUCGCGAAUGAUUUGUUAGAGACUGCCAAGAGGGUAAUGGUGGAUUACGAUUAUAUGAUGGAGAGACGUAUUCGUCCUAGAGUAUAAUCAGGUAUCGUGAAUGAUUCUAUCGGUCGGAACGUCCUAGAGUCGUAUGGUGGUUGUAUGUAUAAGAGAAUUUC
This is a messenger RNA of Marasmius oreades (fairy-ring Marasmius), 1956 nucleotides long. RefSeq lists its product as uncharacterized. NCBI's taxonomy places the organism in Eukaryota, Fungi, Basidiomycota, Agaricomycetes, Agaricales, Marasmiaceae. The transcript is spliced from 3 exons. The record is from RefSeq and is a predicted model, not a curated record. Bases 868 to 1740 code for a protein of 290 amino acids.